UCGCAUAUCUGAGUGUCGGGGUCUGUUCAUUGUCUUAAGGGCGAGAGUUCAGCAAUUUUACUGCUGACUAUUCUUCGGAAAAGCGGACAUUUUAAGUACUCCAGCCUCGAGGGGAACUUGAAGAUUUAGCUAUCUUGAGCGCUAUAUAUUAUAAAUACAAAUAAACACUAAAUAUGGGUGUUCAGUGCUGCUAGCAAAGUUCAUCAUCUCGCUACUCUUCGGAGGUAGGACUGACUUUACACAUCUGGCAUCCUGAUGGCAAGACUUACCUGAGACAAUCAGGUGGACCACAAAGAUGUCGUCUCUUACAGCUGAAAGCUGACAUCAUACCUUGUCAAGAGAAUGGAUAACAUAGAAAGCUCUGUGUCUGAUUGUAAUGUUUCGAAUGGGUAUGUCAACAAAGUCUUCAGUGUUUCUCUGGACAUGGAGAGUGAAACAGGGAUUGUGCAAAUCCGCAAAUCCAAGGAUCUUAAGGAAUCACUGGAUCUGGCCUCCUUUCAGAAUCCAAUCAGAGAGAAAGAAGAACUGAACCGAGCAUCCAAAACCACAGGCAUCUGGAGGAUUCUCAACCACCGGAGAAUUGCCUCUGACUACGAGAGACGACCUCACUCCAUGAUACUUCCAGGGGAAGCAUCUGCCUCCAAGCUCUCAUUUACUGACAAAGUAAGAGGCUUCAAAAAGUUGAAGUCCCCUUCUGUCUUCAGAGGCAAAUCUGGCAAGCUUGCCAGUGCCAAGUUCCACAGUGCACUUAAGGCUGAGACAAAUGAAGACAGCAAGAACUCUCCUGCUUUGUUACACUCCCAGAGGAACAUACUCAGAAAUAAAGGCAAGAGGCACUCGUAUGCAGGUUACACUACCGAGUUUGAUUGCUCUUUUGAAGAUAUAGACUUUACUACUACAGUUGAGACUGAUCACCAAUUACCUAAGAACACAGUUAGGCAACAAAGCUGUUUUAAGACUCACACAUGCACAAAGAAAGCUCACACAAACUGCAACAACUCAAUUGUGACAGUCCAUGAAGAACACUUUGUGAAAGAUAGCCCCAAGGUACCUCUAGGAGGAAGACAGUCAAAAGGAAGUGAUGUUUGGAAUUACUUGAAAAGAAUUUCCUUUAUCGGAAAGGGAAGUUCAACUUUGUUGGAGAAGAGCUUUGACUCCAUGCACACACUGGACAAAACAAUCGACUCAGACUACGGCUCUGUUGACAUAGAGUGCAUUAAAGACUCCAUGCCUGUACCUAAACAGACAGGUCCAGAUGUCAAAAGCAGCCACUUUAGGGGACUGUUUAGGUUCUUUAACAGCAUGGCUGAAACUGCUCGAAAAUGGAGGAACUCAUCCAGACCCUUCUCACCUCCUGAAGGUGAAUGCCCCAAUAUUGGCUCAGCAAGAACACAACAGAUUCAAGAAUUUCAUCACACUAAAGCUAAUGCACUAAAGAGAGAAGAUGAGGCUUUCACUAAGACUGCCUUUACCCCUGACGUAUGUGAGGUGAUCUCACCUGCUGAAGUUUUAAACAGGUCCCCACAUGUGGUGCCGAAAUCCUGGAAAGCAUGGCCAGACUCGUCAAGCACUAAUGGAUUCUCCGAUGGGACAGAAUCACAACACACCUCCACUCACACCUCUCUUGCCACCAUUGAGAACCACCAGAGAAGCGAUGGCCAAGAAGGAAGUUCUCUGUCUGAGCCUGAGCUUCAGUUUGACCUACAUGAACAAAGUGAAUCUGAGUCUUCUGGCAUCUCAGAUAAAGCCAAAGGACAGACAAAUGGUGAAAAAAGGGGUAUUUGCAGUGAUAUCAUUCCAGACUGUCCAGAUGAAAUAUUUAAGGUCUCAGCAGGUGGCUGUUGUAUGAGUGAGGGAAGUCCAGGAAGCUUCAGAACCUGUAGAACAAUGAGAUUGUCCCUUAUGAAAAAGCCUUGGCACUGGCCUGCUUCAGACUAUGUGAUCAGGCCAAGCUUUAAGUGUCCCAUCAUAAAGGAGGGGGUUAUCUCCUCUGGAUUGGAGGAGCACUGUGCACCAGUGCUUCAGCCACCAGUUUCAAGGAUACCUAAUCCUCUCAGGAGACCCUGCUCUUUCGUAGAGGGAUGUGCUCCCAUCCAGCUUGACAGAGUACCAGCGCACCGAGCCCUUUCUCGCCCUCCUGGCAUGUCACCUCAAGACCCUCCUUUUAAAGUGGUCCUGCAGAGGUCCCAUUCACUUCCUCUUCCGCAGAAUGCCAUGUCUGGGUCAACGGUAGCCAGCUUGCUGCUAGACCAAACAGCUGAGUCUGUUAGACAAUCAGCCACUGUCCAGAGCAGCAAUGGAAGCACAAGUCGGAGAAAAUUGCUCAGACCUGGUUCUGGACCUCUGCAAGUGAACGUGCUGAUCAGCGGAGGGUCCAUUGUCAGCGCUGAGGCAGUAUGGGAUCAUGUGGCUAUGGCUGACCGCGAACUGGCAUUUAAGGCAGGAGAUGUCAUUAAGGUCCUGGAUGCCUCCAACAAGGAUUGGUGGUGGGGGCAGAUUGAUGAUGAGGAGGGUUGGUUCCCAGCCAGCUUUGUGAGGGUUGAUCCUCACCCUCCUCAACCCCAAACAAAACAGGUUUUCUAUAUCAACCCUAUAGCCACUCGAAGGUUCCAAAUCACAACAGCAAAGCUGUGGGUGAACCAGGAAGAUCGUGCCAUAGAAGCAGCUGAGGGCAGCAGUGAGGUCCAGAAUGGGCACCUGGAUGCAGGUAGUGACUGCCUCUGCCUGGGUCAGCCUCUCCAGAACAGAGACCAGAUGAGGGCUAACGUCAUCAAUGAGAUCAUGAGCACAGAACGUCACUACAUCAAGCACCUGAAAGAUAUAUGUGAGGGUUACUUAAGGCAGUGCAGAAAGAGGAUCGACAUGUUCAACAAUGACCAGGUAAAAGUCAUUUUUGGAAACAUCGAGGACAUCUAUAGAUUUCAGAUGGGAUUUGUUCGGGAUUUGGAAAAGCAGUAUAACACAGAGGAACCCCAUCUGAGUGAAAUAGGUCCAUGCUUCCUGGAACAUCAAGAUGGGUUCUGGAUCUACUCUGAAUACUGCAACAACCAUCUGGAUGCAUGUAUGGAACUGUCUAAGCUGAUGAAGGAUGGACGCUACCAGCACUUCUUCGAAGCAUGCCGUCUCCUGCAGCAGAUGAUUGACAUUGCAAUCGAUGGCUUCCUGCUGACACCAGUACAGAAGAUCUGCAAAUACCCACUGCAGUUGGCUGAGCUGCUCAAAUACACAGCUCAGGAGCACAGUGACUAUCGCUAUGUGGCUGCAGCAUUAGCCGUCAUGAGGAAUGUGACCCAGCAGAUCAAUGAGCGCAAGAGGAGACUGGAGAACAUUGACAAGAUUGCUCAGUGGCAGGCUUCUGUUCUGGACUGGGAGGGUAAUGACAUUUUAGACAGAAGCUCUGAGCUGAUCUACACAGGUGAGCUGUCCUGGAUCUACCAACCUUAUGGAAGAAGUCAGCAUCGAGUGUUCUUCCUCUUUGACCACCAGCUGGUGUUAUGUAAAAAGGAUCUCAUUCGGCGUGACAUCCUUUACUACAAAGGUCGCAUUAACAUGGACAGGUAUGAAGUGAAAGAUGCAAUUGAUGGAUGGGACGAUGACUUCAAUGUUAGCAUCAAGAAUGCAUUUAAACUGCACAACAAGGACACAGAGGAGAUCCACAUCUUCCUGGCCAAAAAAUUGGAGGAAAAGAUUCGCUGGCUUAGGGCAUUUCAUGAAGAGCGGAAAAUGGUGCUGGAAGAUGAAAAAAUAGGCUUUGAAAUUUCUGAAUAUCAGAAACGGCAAGCUGCCAUGACAGUGCGUAAGGUGACCAAACAGAAAGGUGAGGCACCAAAGCGUUACCAGUAUUUUCUUGAAUUUGCAGAUUCAUUUAUAGAUAUCAUCUUGAGAAAGAGGGCCAUAUUAUAUGGACAUGCUCUGAGUCCAAAUAGGUGUGUGCCCCAUUCAUCACCUUGCCCCCAGGAGCCUAUAGCCAAAGGACAGUUUGCAUCCACCGAUGACUUGGCACAAUCCAACCUAUUUAAGAUUCAUCAACUUAGACAAGCUCAAUCACCAUUCUGGCAAAAUUUUGGAAGGUUAGCAUUGUUGAAAAAAUAGUGGAAAUGUUCACAGAUUUAAAGUAGCUCAAAUAACCAGUGGUUGGACUGGAUGGUCUCAUCUGCUCUCACUGCACUGUAACAGUGGAGAAUAAUGCAGGCAUUUCAAUCUUCAAACACUGAUAGAUCCAUUCAUUCAUUAGCAGCACUAAAGACCCCACCUGUUUUAUUGGCCAAUUAUUAUUAUCGAAUUUUGCAGAAUCUUGAGGCAACGUUAAGGGAAUACCUUGUGCAAAAUAACAAAAAAGUACAAUAGGGGAUCAUUUAGCAAUAUGGUAACUGUCAGUAAUUUUAAUUUACUGUCAGCACUUUUAACAUUUCUGGGUAAAAGUAUUAAAUUAAGUGUAAUCCAGAAGAAAGAAUGACACACAUAUAAAAAUAAAUCUGAUCUUUGAUCCAUAGUGAGCUACACUAGUUUUGUGCAUCAAAUGGUUGUAUGAACUGAAGUUUCUCUAAAGCCAAUUUCUCACCAGUUAGAAGAAAUGAAAUGGGUCAGUUGUGAUUUUUUUUGUAUUUUAUAAUCUCAAAGCAGGUUGAGGUCUUUGUGCAAAGACAUGUGUACAUAAAGUACAUGUUUACUGUAAGGUAACAUGAAAAUCUUUAGCUAAACCUUCAAUCUAACCUCGCACAACAUUUAUGAGAAUUUUAACCAGCAAGGGCAGUUUUAUCGAUUUAUUACAAAUGAAGUCAUAAGAAGAACUUGUCUUAUGAAUUUGCAAUUUUGAGACUGUGUUUUCUGAGCAGGGUAUUUAUUUGCUGUAAAUGAGGCUGACUAUCCAUUUGUAUCAGUUUGAAGUUGUAGUUAAUAAAAGAGUUCCUUUGCAAAAUAUUGUAGUUUGUGUCAAAGUCAUGUUAAACAACACUGUAAAUUUAACCAGUAUCAAAAAUGCUAAUUCAUGUUAUCUGAAGCACUUUACCUGAUGUUCAGUUAUGGUGUCUUGGUAGCAUUGUCAUGUAUUAAAUCACAAAUCAUUUAUAUACUUCUGAUGGUUGUUUAGUUUUUCCUCAACAUUAGAUAAUGAUUAUUAAAUGUUAGUGACGCAUGUAACUGUGGUUGUAUGACGGUGGAUAACUGUCAGAGGCAGUGAAAAGCACCUGGAUACUUCCUUGUGUAUGUGCACACACCGAGACCUUUCACCAAACUCAGGAAAUGAUUAUGAUGCAAUAUUUGCAAUAAAUACUGCUGUCAUACACCCAUACGUCUUUCCCACGGGCCUCCUUGACAAUUUCUCUUGGCUCAUUGCUUGGUGGUUAUCAGGGGUCCAUAGAACCACAGUUACAUGCUUACCUAGCAUACAGUUUGACCUGUUUUAACUAUAGGUCACCAUUGGCAGUGAAAAUCAUCUGGAUAAACAGAAUUACUUUAUUUGCCAAAUGUACAAGUACACAGGAAGUUUACAUGGCAGAUUUGCACAAGAAUAUAUAAUGCGCAAGCAGGCAAGUGUGUUAACGUACACACAUACAGACCUACAGUCCAUGUACACUACAAUUAAUACAGUACACAAGUCCACAAUCAUGCCAUCUGGUGAAGGGAGGGUCAGUUCUGCUUAUUGUUAUCGAUGGCUUGUUGAGAAGAGUGACUGCUUUUGGGAAAAAAAAAUUAGGUGUUGUGCAUUGCUGGUUUUGAUGCAGCGGUACAAUUUACUUGAGGGGAAUUUCUGAAACAGAUAAUUCCAUGGGUGUGUGAGGUCCAUGGUUAUUUCUCAGCUUCCUUCUUAUCCACAGUGUCUUCAGCGCGUGAACUGACAGUCGCUGCUGAUCGUAUUUUCUACUGUGCACAAAAUUGACUGAAAUCUGGCCUUUAACAGGAGCAGGCUGAGGUCAAGCACAUGGCUGUUGAACAUAAAAUGCUCAGGAUGGUGGAACUGUAGAACUGAGACAGAGGAAUUUUAGGAAUUUUGCAUAGGAAUUUUAAUGACUCCACCUUACUAUAAUAAUGUAUGCCAACAGUAUCAUAAGAAGCAGGACUAACCAGACUGGUGCUCAGAGAUGACUGCAGCACUCACCACUGAGCAAUGUUAAACUUAUAAAAUCCAGACAAAGUGCAUGGUGUUGCCUAGGUAGAAGCAGCACAGACUUCCUCAAGUGUCAAUGCCUCUAAAUGCCCAAGAGGGGACAGUGGCCUGUCACAGUAGGGGCUGAGUGUCCAGCACAUCUGUAGGCCAUGAGAAGGGUUCCCCACAUGCCUUUCCUCCAUCACAGAAAACAGUUGGACUGUUGAAUAGAAUGGCCAGUAUGAAUAGUACAGUCUAAAUAGUACGAUCUAAAUAUUAUCACCAUCUCACAGUCCAGCAAGGCAGUAAUAUCUAUCAUUAUCUAUCUCUCAGUUAUUAGGGCAUACGGUUACUAGGGCAUACAUCAGUUAUUAGGGCAUAUUUUCUAUGGUCAUAUAUAGGGCCCAAACUCACAGGUAGAGGCUUGAAAUGGUCUGGUUUUAAUCACACCCCUGCCUCCCUCCAAAUAUGAUUUUGACCAAUUCUGCCUGCUCCUGCAGUUAUUUUUGUUUGUACCAGCCCACAAUAUUUUCUAAUGAACUUAGUUGAUUCUGUUUCACAAAAUAUAAAAAAAAUAUGUAACAGCAACCCAGUACAGGUUAAGGCAGUUACUGAAGAUGAAUUAAUUAAUAUGUGAAGUCCAGCUUACAACAGUUGUGGUAAAGCUUACAUGUUAAUAACAUGUGAAACAAUGUCCCCUGUCUUUGUCCCAUGAACUUCAUAUCUCACUUCUCUCUGCCUAAGGUUUGCCAGUCUGCAAGGCAGACUGGGCACCUGUGUCCGUUUGACUGCGCUGGUUUUGUGAUCCUGAAACCUGCACUCACCUUUGGUGGCAUUACCAAGAACCCUGGUACACAAGGCAGAUAAUGUUGUUUUGCAUACAUCCAGGAGAGUGAAUUGUGCUAGCCUCACCUGAGAUAAAACCAGGUGCUUAAACCAGGUUGGUGGAUAGUUACCUCCUUGGCCUAUAUCUUUUCCUAGGUGUACCACCACCAGGAACAAGCAUCAAUCAGCUCACAGAGGGAUCUGUAGUUUGGAGUGAUCGCUCCAUUGCUAAUAGUAAUUGCUAAAAAUUUGCUAAUGUUGGUCAUGCUCUAUAUGAGAUUGUAUGUUCUCACAAGAUGUCAUCAGUGCAUCUGUAUUCAGCACUUGGGCAGUGCACAUCUGGAUGUAGUAUGGAUGCGCAUCUGGUGGGACAAUCAAAUCACCACUGAGUUUGGAUAAAGGGUGAGUUAGGGUCUAAAUCCCCUAGCAUCAUUCAAUCUAACUUGGGCUGCAACCAAACCGCUACUACAACAGAUUUAUGGGCUGUCAGCAGCAUGUUCAAGCUAUCAGGGACUGGCCCAGAGUCAUUUUUGGAUGUUGAUAAGGAUGAGGCUGGAGUUGAACAUGGUGGUUCAACUGCUAAAUCACACAACAUCUAUGCUCUACUCUGAGAAGUAACAAAGGGGAUGACUAAGUAAUUGGACUAUGAGUAGGGCUUUGCAUGAAGCACAUGAGUCUCUGAGUUGUAUGAUCACAGCAACAGAAUCAACCAUUUCAGCUGGGCCAAUUUGUUAAUAUACAACACAGCUCAGACUGUUUUCUGAGCUUCUUAUGAUUAUCAGUCGAUGCUUGGCAUUUGGUGACUAGCAAGCUUUUUGGCUACAGGGCUUCAAUCAGCUUUGACUCAGAAUUAGGGUCCAAAUCUGUCAGUAGCUACGUUUACAUGGACACUAAUAAUCUGAUCGUAAUUGGACUAGAAGCACAAUCAGAUCUAAAAAGUCACAUGUAAACACGUCAAUCGGAAUGAAUUGCCCAAAACCGAUUAAAAUUUCAUUCGGAUCGUAAGGGGUGGUUUAAACCUUUUCUAAUCCGAUGGAGAGGACAUAUAAACACUUCAUCGGGUUGAAAAUGAAACCAGAUAGUUCUGCGCGUGUGCAAUGACAUACAAAUCACGUAAUGACAUAUGACGCACGGCUGUCAGCGGUAUUGGGGGUCUGACCGUAGCCUCACCAGGUGCCAUGUUCCCCUCCACCAUUGAGCAUAGUGUCAUAAAUGACUGUCGUGUCAUCCUAAAAUUCUCCUUCCACUCCUCGUCUGUGAAGUGGUGCAAGACGACGUUGUCCCACCGGUCCUUGCUUCGGACCCUCAUCCACAGACGCCUUGUUCUGGGCUCGGGAAGGGGCAUUUUAAUUGCUUGAUAAAUACACGCAGUACCGCACAAAACAUCAUGCGCUCGUCGUCUUCUAAUUAGCAGCUGAAAUAGGCAAAUGUUAAGUCCGCUUUUUAAAACGAAAAAAAGAAGCAAUGGCAAGAGAGUGGCUGCUAGUAUCUGCGUGUUGGAACGACUGGAAACGUGUAUUCGUGCACUGUGCGCAUGUCAGAAGAUUCUGUCAUGUAAACGCGCAUAUCAACCCGAUUACUUUAUUCAGCGUUCUUGUAAACACUGCGAUCGGAUUAAUCAAUCUGAUUGAUUUCAUUCUGAUUGAAACAAAAAGUGUCCAUGUAAACGUGACUAGUGCCAUGUUGGAAUUGCUGCACAGUUAGUGUAUGGGAUGUGUGACUUAGACAUUGUGUCCUUCAGAAAGACCUUCUGGUGGCAAGGUUGUGACACCUAGCCUUUAUAUUCCAAAGGAUUCAGAUGCCAGUUGCAAGAGUGUGAGUCUUGCAGCAUUGCUCUUUAGGUUUAAAAACACACACACACCCACUGUGGGAAGGGAAAACUGACUCCAGCCCAGGACUGCAUAUUAGUGGAAAUCUAGCUAACUUAGCAAAACCACUCAACCAUGCAAGCAGCACAUAGUUAGACAGCAAGGGUUAACAGCAAACUCAGCAAUAACACCACAAGGUAUGUUGAGGGAAAACAUACGAUGCUUACGACAUCCAGCCACAGGCUCGUUAGAUGGUGGGAGAUGUGGGACCACCUAACUUAGCAGACUUAGCUAUAAACAGAGGGAAAAUUACUCAACCACGCUAGUGGAACUUAACCACAGUAGGCUAGACAGCAAGGGAUGCGUAGCUGACUAACUUAGCAGUCUCAGUAAUAAACAGCACAUUAUAUGGUGAGAGAAAUCCACGCGACCAGCAAGUAGCCACAGGCCUGCUAGCUGGCUAGACGGCAGGAAAAACAGGAAAAAAAUGGGACAGUGAGAGGUAAAUGCCACUUACCAAGCAGAGGGGGGGAAAACUAUGCAGUUCAAAUUAUAAUGAAUAAUUUCUGGGUGUGGUAGCUAAUAAUCAAAAGCUGACUUGACAUGAUAAAAAGCCUCUAUGCAGAAAGCUCUAUAUGAUGCAUUUGUGGUCCAAGAAGUAUACGAGGCAAGAAAAGGAAGGAAGGCUGCAUAAUAUAUCACUUUGUGACAUUUUUGAAAGGUCUCGGCUUGUGCGUGCACAUGCACAAGAGCAUAUCCAGGUGAUUCUCACUGCCAUUCUCAAUGCAUUGAGAUGGUGGAACAUUUAGUAAAGGGGUCAAUUUCAUGCAGGGGGAUGAAUUAUUCAGUCCAUAUUGAGAUUAUUGAGUCCAUAUUGUGCUAAAACCUCAUUUUGCAAGAUGUUUUUGUUUUUUGUUCAUUAAUGUCCAUUAAUUUGUUUCAGAAAUGGAUAAAAGUAUAUUUCUGAUAUUUUGGGUUCAUUUUGGUUUAUUUCUAUUUGUAUUUAAUAGUUUUUUUUUUUUCGAUGUCUAAUAGCUGAAUUAAUCAAUCUUCCUGUUCCAUGUAAAUAUUAAUAAAAUUGCAAUUUAAUGUACAGACUGGAAAUGUACUACCCAUUAAGUUUUUCCAGGUUAAGGAGCAAUCAAUCAUAUCAAUCAUGAUAAAUGUUUAUAAACAUAAAUUUUUGCCAAGAAUAUUUUGUGACCCAUGCCUAUGAACAUGGACUGAAUCUAUCACUUGAUGUGUAUUGUGGACAGACCUACAGCCAAAAGAAGUCCCUAGGAAAUCCUUAGAAUGUUACCUUUAGGUUUCUUAGUGGUGAUGAUGAACUGCACAAUGUAGAAAAUGUAUUCUUUUUGAGGUGAUCAGACAUUAUUUUGUAUAACAUGGACUGACAAGCAUAGAUAUACAUAUAAUUAAAAAUGAUAACCUAAAAUCUUAAAAUAUAAAACAUUCUGAUGUCUAUAAAGCACCAUUUUGUUUUAUCUUAUUUUUCAUAUUGAUAAAUUGAUUAAUUGAAUUGAAUUGAAAUGGUAUGGGUUGUAUAGUGUGCCACAAUUUAUUUUUUGUCCUUUUGCUGGAUAUUUGCCUCUCUGUUCUUAUUGACUGGUAAAACUUUGAAAGAAUAAAUCCAUAAUUUCUAAGAA
This is a messenger RNA of Pangasianodon hypophthalmus (striped catfish), 10364 nucleotides long. RefSeq names its product spermatogenesis-associated protein 13. The record is from RefSeq and is a predicted model, not a curated record. The transcript has 16 exons. NCBI's taxonomy places the organism in Eukaryota, Metazoa, Chordata, Actinopteri, Siluriformes, Pangasiidae. Bases 343 to 4092 code for a protein of 1249 amino acids. Gene Ontology annotation, molecular function: protein binding; guanyl-nucleotide exchange factor activity.